UGUUGCGGCAGUGGUGAGGGAUGCGAGGCGAGGCUGAAGUUGGUACAAUGUACGGCUCAGUGCUGGAAUGCGUGGCAGAGUGAACAACAAAUAGCUGGACUGGACUCUACAUAGCCAUCCAACUCGACUUCCAGUUUUGCAUUUCUUCAUUAAAAACAAAAGGAACACAGAAAAGAUCCAAAACGCAUUCUGCCGCCGGAAUGAGGGUGGGGGCGGAUGUGGUCUACGAUGGCCACGACUAUGGCAGUGAUGAUGCCAUGGGCAGUCCCCUGGACUGGCCAUUUCUGAUAAAGGGCAUCUUGGAGAACCAGACAUGUACCCCAACCGCACCGGAUACCCUGGCAGCCAUACUUUGGGCCAUAUUCGCGGUUUUCGGUAUCGUUUACGCCCUGCUCGGCUACCGCUGCCUUCGGGCAGUGGGCUUCCUAAGCGGACUAAUGGUGGGUGCCAAUGGGAUAUUCAUACUCCAGGACUUCCAGAUCACAUUCCUCGGCAAGCCGGCAGACUCGGCAUUGGCCAUUGUGGCCGGACUGCUGGGCGCCGUACUCGGCUCCACAUAUCCGGUUGCCUCGGUACUGAUCAGUGCCUUUGCCGGAGCCCUUUUGUCCGGUGCCGCAAUGGCCGUUUGUGUGGCCACAAUGCCGGACAACGAAUUUGGGUACCGUGAAAUAUAUGUGGCCGUGGUGGGUGGCGCUGUCAUCUGCUCGGUGCUCACUCUGUGCUGUGUCAAAUACGUUACUAUACUCACCUCCAGCAUUGUGGGCACGGCCAUGAUCAUUGGAGCCAUCGACUUCUUCAUGCACGGCCUGGAGACGAUAAACUGGAUACUCAACAUGAGGCCGCAUCCGUUGCCGCCGCCGUGCUAUGGCGGCCUCCUGAUUGCCGCCUGGCCCGUGACCAUCGUGCUCAGCAUCAUGGUGCAGUGCUUCAUAACUGCCUGGCGGGUGGAUCAUCGCAAGCGUGUAUACAUGCGGCACCACAAUCAUCCCAACCAUCCCCAUGCUACGCACUUGCCGCACAGCCAGCAGCAGGCCGGACCGGGCCACGCCCAUGCACCCGUAAGGCGCUCACAAUCGCGCACUCGCGAGACACGCGAGGAGGCCAGACAGCGCAAGUUCCGCUACCUGUACCAGGUGCGAACGGCACGGGGCGACAUCAUAUCACAGAACUUUGUGUCAGCCCUGCAGAAGCGCAUUCAGCUAAGUGGCACAGAUACGCCAUCGGAGCGGUCGAUCAAGACCAGCUCGAACGAGCGGAACACCUUCAGAAGCGACCGCACCCACUUCACCACCAUCCACGACCCGGACUCGGAGCUGUGCGAUAAGAUCGAAAUUGUCCGUGACAUUGGAUAACAAACAAGCAAUAGCUACAUGUAACUAUACCCGUAAGGGGGGACUACGGGACUACUGUGGUACUCUGAAAAGGUUCGGACACGGGUCGGGGGAUAUAUCGACGGGGAUCGGCGGAGCGAGCGAGCGAAUUGAGAUCUAGCUGGAACAGCUGGAGAGUACGGUACACAGAAGUGCGGUUACAUGUUGAGGCUAUAUUUCGGGCGCAAAAUGCCUUACACUUGGACACGGAUAUGGAAGCACAAGCCAGAAUGGAGUUGUUGUAGAGGCUCCAUGAAUACACAUGGAAUAUAAACUGAUCUUAAAGAAUUUUGAAAUGGUGAACAAUGGCAGUUCAGAGCAGAGAUGGGGGAGAGAGAACCCAUAACCCUAAACGUACUCCUCUUAUUCGUGCACAGCUAGAAUUUAAGCCCAAAAUCCAUACGAUAAGUCUCAAAUGAGUCGAAACACUUAAUGAAAUGUUACAACGGAACAUAUAUCUGUGGCAUGUAUGUAAUUCGAUUGAAAUGAAUGAGGAAGGAACGCAUUUAGUGUCUGCAAUAAGUUGACUUCUGCGGCGAGUGAUGAGUGUGAUUCACGAUGAGUCAUAGGUAUUUCGUAUUCCUGGAACUAAAACUAACUUAACUAAAAACCAAAACAAAAACUAGUUACGCUUCUCCUUCUUCAAAUAUCGCAAUUUACUAUUCAGUUAAUAUCUGUGUUAAUAUUUAUACGAUACGAUAAACCGAGUUACGAGUUGGAGAUAUUUAUAU
This is a messenger RNA of Drosophila subobscura, 2101 nucleotides long. RefSeq names its product transmembrane protein 198. The record is from RefSeq and is a predicted model, not a curated record. Lineage: Eukaryota; Metazoa; Arthropoda; Insecta; Diptera; Drosophilidae. The transcript has 5 exons. The coding region runs from base 201 to 1352 and encodes 383 amino acids. Gene Ontology annotation, cellular component: plasma membrane.